CAACUCCACUAAAAGAUGCAGCUUCAUUUCGCUAAAGAUGUUUUACCGGACUCUGUUGGUACAGAUUUCCAGAACCUGAACAAAUUCAACGAGCAGGUUUUUUUUUUCUCAGGAGCUCUAAAGAAAAACCUGACGACCGAACAAGUCAAAGAAGACCUGCUUACAUUGGGGCUAAAUGAGGAGAAAGCUGCACACUUUUCAUUACAGUGGGGGGAGCACUAUGCUGCGCUGUCCAGGCUCGCUGUUGGACAGACUCUGAUGGUCAACAAGCUGCUGGACAUGGAGUGGAAGUUUGGAGUGACUGUUGGCACCAGUGAAAUUCAAAAAGUGGGAAACGUUUUUCUACAGUUGAAGCUGGUGGUGAGAAAGGGGAAUUCCACUGAAAAUGUUUACAUGGAACUGACGCUGCCUCAAUUUUACAACUUCCUGCAUGAGAUGGAGAGAGCAAAGGCCAGCAUGGAAUGCUUUUCCUGAAUGCAUGUUUAUGUGCGUGUGUGUAUGUAUGAAUUUGAGAAACUGCCAAACGUUUUUACUUGAUGUGCAAAUAAACACAAUUUAA
Messenger RNA from Cyprinodon variegatus (sheepshead minnow), 559 nucleotides. RefSeq names its product COMM domain containing 7 (gene commd7). Gene Ontology annotation, biological process: tumor necrosis factor-mediated signaling pathway; negative regulation of DNA-templated transcription. The coding region runs from base 16 to 474 and encodes 152 amino acids. Gene Ontology annotation, molecular function: NF-kappaB binding. The record is from RefSeq and is a predicted model, not a curated record. Lineage: Eukaryota; Metazoa; Chordata; Actinopteri; Cyprinodontiformes; Cyprinodontidae. The transcript has 7 exons.